AGUCUAGUCUAAAGGUUGCAAUCAACAGUGGAGCAAAGGGACUAUCUUCUGGCAUAAAUAGCAGGACUCCCGCUUUCCUCUGUUGCAGAACUGCUCAGCUGCAAGCAAAAGGCUCUUCACUUAUCAGUGCUGCAGAGGAAACACCAACUAAUGUGGCUGGUUUUCCGCAUGGAUAAGGAAAUGGAAAACUUGAAAGCUGUCUCCGGCUCCUACAGAAUGAUCACACUGCUUCUAACUUUUCUGAGCUCUGUUACUUGUUUGCCUCUUGAUGAAGAAUCAGUUUGCACAGCAGAAGAACUUGCAAGCUACAGCAUUGUUUUCACAGGGAAAUGGAGCCAGACAGCUUUCCCUAAGCAGUACCCGCUGUACAGGCCUCCAGCACAAUGGUCUUCUCUUCUGGGCGUUGCCCAUAAUUCUGACUACAGCAUGUGGAAAAUGAAUGAGUAUGCUAGCAAUGGCAUGCGUGAGUUUGCUGAAAGUGGUGAACCAUGGGCAUUAAUGAAGGAAAUAGAAGCAGCUGGAGAAGAAAUUCAAAGCAUUCAUGGAAUAUUCUCUGCUCCUGCCAUUUCCAGUGGCAUGGGGCAAACCUCCACAGACAUAGAAGUACAUUCAAGGCACCCACUGGUGUCCAUUGCAAUACGAAUUGUGCCCAGCCCUGACUGGUUUGUGGGCAUUGACAGUUUAAAUCUGUGUGAAAAAGAUCACUGGAAACAGCAAGUAUCUUUAGAGCUCUUUCCGUAUGAUGCUGGAACUGACAGUGGUUUCACAUUUUCCUCCCCCAAUUUUGCCACUAUCCCACAGGAUACUGUCACAGAGAUCACUAGUUCCUUUCCAAGUCACCCAGCAAACUCGUUUUAUUAUCCCAAGCUUAAAAAAUUGCCACCAAUUGCUCGGGUAACCAUGAUGAAAGUUAAGAGACGCAAACUAGGUUUUCCUCUUCCUCAACCCAAUGUGACAGCAAUCAGGAAUGAAAUAGAUGAUUCUGUUUCCGAAACUCCCCUGGACUGUGAGACUUCCCUCUGGUCUUCCUGGGGCCUUUGUAGAGGCACCUGUGGGCAUUUAGGAACGAAAAGAAGAACUCGUUAUAUACGACUUCAACCUGCCAACAACGGAACACCCUGCCCAGAUCUGAAUGAAGAAACAGAAUGCGAACCAGAUAAUUGCGUCUGAGACAGCUCUUUUGGACAAGUAUUUAGAUAAUUUAAAGAUAGGAUAUACGUCUCUUCCUGUUAUACUGCAUAGCUGUAGUAUUUUGCUGAAAUGUUUUUGGAAACUUUAAUUGCUAGAUGUUUGCUUUAUACAAGAAAAAACAGUAUUUUUAUUAUGAAUUCCUGCAGUACCCCCUAGUGGUAGAAAAAGUAUCAAACUUAUAGUUCAAUUUUCAGACAUACCUAUCUGUAAAAAAAAAAAGUAAAUACCCCUACUUUAAAAAAUUGGAAUGUAUAGUUUUGAAAGAUAUUUAUAUGUUGUUUGAAAUUAACCACAGUCUGUCAAUGUAACAAACUGCUGUUAAGGGAAAGUAAAAAGCUUCCAACUCCUGACCACAUGGGCCAAGGGGGAGGGAAUGGCCAUGGGGACUAGAUUCUGUUAUGUUUGUUUUCCUGUGUUAUCUCUUGUGCUCACCUGAAUUAUUUUGCUAGAAUUUUUGGCAUUUAUUUUUGCAAGCAUAUUUAAUGCAGGUGAACGCACUUCAGAAAAAACAAAAAAGCAUACAAAACAAGAAACCUACCUUUUCCUAGGGCUUGUCCGCAUUUGAUUUCUAGAGGCUUGUCCACAUUUGAGCACUGCUUAGCUGUUAAUCCAGUUUUCCCCCAUUCAAAUUAAACCAGAGUAGUCCACACCUGCAUGUAUUUGACUUAGUAUAUGAGGAGCAACUUCAGUCCUUCUCAUUCAUACCAGUAGGUGUUCACUGUUGUGUUUGACCCCACCUUCUCAUUUGUUGAUUCAGUUGUGCCAAUUAAGUUCCGACAGGGCAUGUACAGGGCACGUGCAGAUAGCUGUGUGUGUAUCUUUAAAAGAAAAAAAAUUCACCCAAGAAGUGUGCAAAACCACAUAGGCAAUUGUAAAUUUGUUUGUAAAGUUUUCUGGUUUUGUAAAAAUCUGAGAAAUCAAAAGAAUAUGGCUAGUGCCAUUUGCUUGUGCAGUUUUCUGCUUGUGUGCAAAUCUGAGGGAUGCAAAGCUCCUCAUGCACCCUUCCUCACAGGCUGGAUAAGAAAUGAAAGCUAUUGUAAAUUAUCAGCACACACUUUUCAGAUUGCUGCCCAAUAUAUCCAGCACUGAAUUUUUUUAUGUGAUUUGCUUGUGCAAUUUUCUGGGUUUGUGCAAAUCUGAGGAUCAAAAGGGAAAAAAAAUCCUUUGGAAGCACAUCAGAAAAAGUUACAAGCACGGGGAAAGCAUCAACAUUAGUGUUGUUUGAGGAUAAGGUUAUGUGGUCAACACAAAUGAAGUAGGAAUGCAAACAGCUACAAACAUACAGUAAUACACAGGAGACUCUGGUGUGGACAAUCCCGAGGAUAAGAAUGCCCUAUUGUAAAAUAACUUUGUUAGCAAAUAAACAUAUGUUUGAGGAGAAAAAGAGGCUUGGUUCACAUGCAGCAACAAACCACAAUUUGGUGGUUUGGUUGCUUAUGUCCAAGCCUCACACUUGCUUACUCCCCUUGCCCCCGAUGCAAAUGCCUCACUCUGCUUCUGAUGGUCCUGCCUGCAAAUCAUAAUUGGAAACCAUGUCAGACAGUUCCAGCACAAUACAACAUAACAUCAGACGAUGGUAUCUUCCAACAAGGGAGGGAAUUGGAGCACGCAGACUCCUUUAAGCUAGUGGCUGUCACCACAUCCUAUGGCAGUGAGCUCCAUGAAUUAAUCACCCACUAUCAGUAGUGCAGUGGCAAAUUCAGAAGUGCAGGAUCCCUUCAUAAUAGUCACAGACACAACCCCUCACAGCCACGCCCCCUUCUAAGAUUAUAGAAUAAUCAGGCCAGGUCUGCAUAUUGCUUUCUGCUUCUUUAUCCUUGUUAAUGCCUUCUCCCACAAUAGCAGACUAGGAGCUAAUUAGCAUGAAAGAAAGUGUGCUAGCUACUGAGUCUUCUCAGUGGCUGACUCAUCUCCUUUCACUCUGAUUGGCUCCAACAUCCGGACAAGGAAGCAUGUUAGAAGACUCUUCUCAGUGGCAAACACGUUCCUUUCAUGUUGAUUGGGUCGUAAGAUACUGGAGACAUAGGGACCCUGAUGGGACCUGGCAUCCAAAAAUUAAGGGCGCAAAGACCCCUGUCAUGACCUUGGAUGACUAUACUCUUGCCCACUAUGCAAAGAAGCUUUUCCUUUUAUCCAUUGGUUUUAUGGGAUGACCCCAGGUUGGAAUUUUCAGUUAUGUGGCUUUAUUUCUGUAGUGAAACCAAUACACUGAUAAUUUUCCAUUGUUCUGUGUCUUAUUUCUCAAUUACACAGCCACAAGAGUGGAUUUUUCUCAUUCUGCCAUGUUAAACUGAAAAAAACCCCAAGUCAUUCUGCUGCUUCCCAUAAGCUUAUUUCAAAACAAAAUCUUACAAAACAUAUAGUCCUGAACUCAGAAAUGCUUGCUUAACAACCCUCUAAAUUUUAUGGCAAUACACAAAACACUAAGAGUGAAUCUAGAGUUCAAAGUGUGAAACAAGAAAAAAGAAUCCAGAUUCCUGCUGGACAUUUUUCUGUCAGUGGUCUCAUAAUUUAUUGAUUUUUUAAAAAUAAUCAGCCAUGUUCACAGAGUACCUGUAAUCCUAUUACUGACCUUGCCCCAUACUCUGACCAUCAUUUUCUGCAGUUUAAAAUUUUUAAAAAAUGCAUACCUGAUUUUUAAUUAAAGAAAUUUAACAUUGAAGUCUAUCAUAGCACAGGCAUGCUCAGUAAGAAUCGAUUGUCAGUGUUCUAAAAGCCAGAGUCACAGCUUGGCUAUAGGUACAUUCUUAAAUUGCAAUGCUUUUUUGCCUAUUAGUGAAUUUUGUAUAGAAUACUGUUAAUGCACAGUUUGCUGCAACAUUCAUUCUGCACAUAAAGAACCAUGAUGCAAUCAAACAUAUAAUUACAAGCAGUGAAGGCAUUGCCCACUCUAAACUCCCAUACCUAUAAUCCAAUCCCUUUUCUGUUCAUUAAAUUCAUAUUCAAUAAAUAUUCAAUUUAGAGACACUCUGGACUUGUUCCUGUUAAUGUGCUAGCCGCACACAGCCAUCACAAUCAUUCCUAUGUUAUCACUUCUAUAUCCAGGGUUUAAAAAAGCUUUUAAACAAUAUGUUCCAAUAGCAGUGAGUUAGGGAGCGCAGGGGCUCCCUCUGAACCCACAUUCUGAUUUUAUUUCCCUUUGAAUAAGCUCUAGCCAAUCAGGAGUCCCUCAGAAAUGCAUAGAAAGUUCCAUAGCAUUAGGGCAGGACUUUGAAGAGCCUCCACAAGCAAUCAGAUGCGUACAUUUCAAUCUGAGUCAAUCAGGUGCAUGCAUUUGCAAGCUGCUUGCUCCUUUCUUGGACUGAGAUAUUUCCCCCUCCUUUUGUAAACACCAGGCUAAAGCAGCAGCAAGCACAUUUGUUUUCCUUUCCUGUGGCUACCCAGCCUACCAGUCUUUGAAAUCAACAAUCUAUUUGCUUUGAAAUUGGCAGCAUAUUUCUGUGAGUUCAUUGUUCAACUUCUGGAUUCGUCACUACCAUGUGUAUAUGUAUGAGUGAGUGUGUGAUAUAUAUACACACACACAUUGUCAGCAAGAGGAGUGGUGACAAACUUCUCAAAAACAUGUUUGGCUAGCACGGGGUGGUGGUGGUGGAAUCUGAUUUCUUUCUGAGCUGGGCUGGACCUUUUUAUUGGCAGUGUGACAGGGAGAGGAGACUCGUGGAGGCAAAUUUACCCUGCCCCCCCCCCCGUGUCUGGCUGGCAUCAUAAGAAUUGGGGGGGGGAGAAUCUGGUUUCUUCAUAGGCUGGGCUGGACCUUCUUUAUUGUCAGGGUGGGAGGGAGAGGAAAUUAUUGAUGGCAAACUGCCCCAAGAAUGUAUGGGCCCUUUUAUUUAUUUUUAUUUAUUUAAAGUAUCUGAAAGUUUGAUAUGGGAUUAUCCAAGAUAAUUAACUCCCAUUAGGGAUAAGAGCAAGAACUUAUUAUAAUUGUUUUAAUUGAAACAAAAAGCUUAGGAGUGGUUUGAAGAGGACCAGAUGUUUAUAUUGUUUGUGGGCCCAGAACUGUGUCAUUCCUGAUGGGUGUGGUGGGGGAAGAGAGCAGGACAGUGAUUGAUAAUACAGAAAUCCUGGCAUUGGUAAUCCAAUUCGCAGGGGAUGUGCAGGGUUGUUGCAUACUUGCAGCCUUAAUUUCACUUUGAAUGCGAAGGUAGAACAAUGUCUUGACCUGGCUGUACAGAUGUGGUUGAUCAAAAGGAGAAGGAAUUUUGAGUUUAAAAAAUCCUUUUUAUAAAAUCCAAGAAACUUAAAUUUGUGUGAAAGUCUGAGUGCCUGCACCAGUGGAGUACUGGGGGGAUUUAUGGAACUUGCUGCUAGAGUAUUAGAACUGAGUCUAUGGUGUGAAAGACUCCCUUUUCUAACAUGUUGGCUUCUUGUUUUUCCCCACAAACCACAUCUUUUUCUCUGAGUAAUAACAGCUUACAGUUUACACUCUUGGCUUUAUUAAAAAGAAAGAAAGAAACUGGAGAUCUUUAGAAUAUUUAAAUGCACUGCUACAGGUCAGGGAGGUUCUUUCUGUGUACCAGAGAAUAAGCAAACCUCUUGCUACCUUCUACUGCUCUGCAUUUGGCUACUGCUCUCUCCAAAAGGAGAGGAGAGCCUGGAAAAGACCCAUCCCCCCACUGAUUGCAGCAGUUGGUUUUGAGGCCAAGAGUCCUGGGUGGGGAGGGAUGGAAAAUUCCCAGAAUAAUACACCUGACCUUGGGCUUGGGGGAUGUUUAUGUUUGUCUUUUAUUUUUAUUUUUUAUCUGUUGGAGGGUGGGUGAGGAUUUUUCCCCCUUUGGCAGCCAGGAUUAAUGUGCUGCCAAAGCUUUCUGUGGCUGUGUGGGGCUGGUUAAUUUUAAUUAUGUUGUACAUCAGUUGGAGACCUUCGGGUAGCAAGCGACUAAUAAAUCAUGUUAAUAAUACUAAUACUAAGAAGGAGAAGCGAGGUAUAGCUUAAAUGUAAUAUUCCUGAAUAUUUGCUAUUUUCUUGAUAGGAGUGAUAUAAUCUUGCAUAUGUAAUGAUUAACUAUACCAAGGAGGAGGUAUGAUUUAGCUGUGGUUACUAACAAUCAUUUUACUUAGAAGUAAGCCCCACCGUGUUCAUUUAAGUGGGUAUAGAAUUGAACCCAUUUCUUCCAGGUCCUAGUCCAACAUUUGCACAAUUACAGAUGCUCUUUUUAAAUAUUUUUUAAAUUUAAAAAUAUAUUAUCUAGUUGCCCAAAUGUGUGUUUUCUUUUCUUUUUACUCUUCACUUGAAUUCUUUGCAUACUUUAGGGCUGGCAUUGUAGAAGAGCAGGACUCUUGCGCUUUUAACAGCUGUGUGGCAAGCAGAAAUUAUUAUAAACUAAAAGUGCAUUUGGAUGAACUUGAACUUUUUCAUUCCUUUUUAAAAUGAACUUUCCAAGCGCUGCUGUUUAUUAACACAAUUCUCUUCAUCUUAUUCAGAAGUAAGUAAACCCCAAUGUAUUCUGUGGGGCUUACUCAUGAAAGCCAGCACAGGACUGAAGCAUUUUGUAGGUCCUGUGAAAUGUGAGUUUCCAGCAACACUCUCUCUCUCUCUCUGUGGGCUCAUCCAACGGCAAUUUAACGUGUGUUUAGUGCUACCUGCAUCCCUUUGUAAUUCGCAUGGUUCACAUGAUGUUGCAGGCAAGCAGAAGCUAUAACACAGUUUUCUCCUUUAAAUCCAUAUUAACCCAAUCCAGUUAUAAUGCACAAAGGAAAGGAAAAACCAUCUUAGCUUCGCUGCACUCCUCCGUGUAGAUGCUUUGCUUUUAUGUUUUUUUACUGGGUGGGCUCUGUUAUGCCCCAUUGCCUGCUCCCUCUCUCUCUGCCCCUGCAAAAGCUGCCGCAGCUGCUGCCUAUGUGCCAUUCACUCACUCCCCCCUCUAAUCAGUUUCUUAUAGUUUUGUGUCAGUUGCACCUGAAUGCUCUUCCUGCUUCAGCCCAGGCAUGCAAUUGACAAGAAACAAUGAAACAUUAAAAAAAACCCUCCUCUACUAUUUAUUUAUUUAUUUCAUUUAUACCCCGCCUUUCUUUUCAUCAUAGAAACCCAAGGCGGCUUACAUAUGGUUUUCAGGCAGCCUCCCAUCCAGGCGCUGACCAGACCUGACCCUGCUUAGCUUCAGCAGGGUGCUAGCCUCAUGUGCCUUCAGACCAUAGCCUGGCAAUAGCGAUAUUCUGGAGGGAGUAAGCAUGUAAAAUUGGGGGCAUGAUCACAAGAAAACAGCAAUACUAAACCUUUCCAGAGGAACUCCUACUUUUGUGAAAGGAAAACAGUGGAUUGGAAGCUACCACUGAGCAAGAAGUAUGGACCUUGAAAAGCUAUUGCAAUGGUAAAAGCAGCUUCUUUAAUAUGAAGUUAGGCUCCCAUGCGGAUAAUCCCUGUGUUUCAAACAGGAUUGGGAAAGCAUUACUGAAUGAGCAGAGAUCUGGGUUUCUGUUCACUACUGAGGAGGUACAACUUAACUUUGCACACUCAUGACAGCCAGGAUAGGACUAAAGAUAUAUUAGGCACUAAGUAUUAAUAAAAUGACAAUGUUUAAGUGUUCACUGUUUCUUUGCAAAUGAGGAGGAUAGGGAGAGAUCCAUAACAGGUGGAGGCUACACAACAUUUUUUCCAGCAUAGAAGCAACUAUCACAGCAUGGAACCCUUCUGAAUCCAUUUGUAAAACUGCAAUGCUUAAGGGUCCACAGUAUGUUUGCACGGGGGGAGCAUGGGGAGAAAACCAGAACUUGGCUAUGCUGAUACAACCUUGGAGGGAAUGUUCAGUUAUUAUGCUAAAAAAAUUAAAACUGAGGUCUUGAGCCUAAACCAGUCUGCUAUUUGAUUUGGUGGAGGUGGGUGGUGUGGAUUAAUUUACACCCUCAUCAAGCUAAGGCUCUUCUUUUAUGGCAGGCCUAACAGGCCUUUCAAGAAAUCCUUGCUUGUGACUCUGUUUUAAGGCUGCAAAUAUUAGAAGUUGCUUCGCUGUGCCUAAAAAUGAAAGUAACUUGCAAAUGCUCUCAAGAGUCGGGGAAAGAGGAAGUAGUCGUCAGCACUAAGAUUUCACAUCCCAAAAGUGCUAUUUGAACAGGCUGAUAGCAGUCCUGAAACAAUAGCUUUUAGAACUGGCACUUUCCAUCUUGGCACGUGUAGGGGCAGGACCACAAAUGUGUACGGUGACCACCCAGAAGGUGUAAGAUAAUACUAAAUAAAGCAAUCAGGUAUGCAUUUUGCUGUUACAUAUGUUUGACAUGUAAUUCAUUUAUAAAGCCCUGUGUGGCAUAUCUGGGGCAGAGAAGUUCUUUCUGACCUCUCUCCCAAUGGCACAUUGGUUUAUGUAUUUCUUUCAAUAAACUCUGUUCUUUGGAGCACAAUCUAAUGAGUGGAGAAUAUUCCUUCCACAGUGGCAAUAUCCCCAAGUAUUAAUAAUACCCCAUAGUAGGUGCCCAUAAUCAUUAACACUCUCACACACACCCCAAUCCAAACACACACAAUUGGAAUUCUGAUAAAAACCAUUCUAGUACAAUGGUACUACAAGUAAAACUUGCACAAGGAGCAACAAUCCCACAAAAAGCACCCAUCUGAAAGCAAUAUCAGGAAA
This is a messenger RNA of Rhineura floridana, 8753 nucleotides long. RefSeq names its product spondin 2 (gene SPON2). NCBI's taxonomy places the organism in Eukaryota, Metazoa, Chordata, Lepidosauria, Squamata, Rhineuridae. The transcript has 6 exons. The coding region runs from base 151 to 1170 and encodes 339 amino acids. Gene Ontology annotation, biological process: cell adhesion. The record is from RefSeq and is a predicted model, not a curated record. Gene Ontology annotation, cellular component: extracellular matrix.